Molecule: messenger RNA, 9988 nt
Organism: Asterias rubens (European starfish)
Lineage: Eukaryota; Metazoa; Echinodermata; Asteroidea; Forcipulatida; Asteriidae
Product: coiled-coil domain-containing protein CG32809-like
Exons: 20
Coding region: 942-6482 (1846 amino acids)
Cellular component (GO): cytoplasm
Source: RefSeq, a predicted model, not a curated record
UCAUCAUCAUCACCACAUUAAGCACGCCACAUGAUGUGAGACUUGUGAAGUGAGUUCUACAAGUACAAGCACAUUGGAUUGUUACACAUCUUUCUGGUGGUCGGUAUUAACCUCACAUGUUUACAACAUCAUGUACCCACUGGGGACUGUGAGCAAAGAGCAGUAACCUCGCACCAUCCAAAACGAACUCUGAUUGAUGUGUUGUAAAGCAUCCUACACUUGAAUUCUGUGAAAACAGCAUUGCGGUUUGACAAGAAAAAAAACUCUACUGUCAGUUUAUUUACCAACAAACAACAUCUACUGGUACCAAGAAAUAUCUGAAUGACCGGAUCAUCCCAAGGAAAUCUUUGUUGGUUUAUUUUAUGUGAACGUGACUUGAUUUGAGAUCUGAACUCUACCAGAAGCCGUGAUAGUAUCAGGAGAGCCUUUGAAUCUCUGAGCCUUUGUGUGAUUUAAAUCAAUACAGACACUGUGUGUACAGUUCAGUGCUGUUCUGGCUUGGACAGUUUUUCAGAGUAUUUAUGAAGAGUCAGUGCUGGAGCACUACAUUAUUUUAUACCUGUGAUUUAAAGAAGAGUGGAAAGCUUUAAAACAGAAGUGAGACUGACAGCUUUAAGAAGGAACCCGUUACGCCCUAAUUGGACUAAAUCCUAGUCAAGUGGAACAACAGACCAGCUGUGUGACGUGUGCACAGCGAGUAAUAAAUGACAACACUCUGUACGUCAGAUUACUUCAGAUGGAUUACUGAUUAAAACGAUAAUAACCAAAGCAGGCAAAGGAGUCCAGUUUAUAAGAUAAAUUGCCGAAAUGAUGAAAUGCAAAUGCCUACACGUACAGUUUUAGGCUAGUUGAAACUUUAUCGCCACACAGUAAAAUUAUUGGAGUUUGGAUUGUGGUUUUGGAUACAAAGUUUGGUUGUAGCUUCAGCGGAAAGAACCGAAAUGGAUUAUUCAUAUAAUGGAGCCAAUGACCAAGGAGGGGGUCUCCGGGUGAACCCAGCAUACCUUGAACAGGGUGAAGCGAAUACAGGACAGCGACGGGCAACACACAGCAUUGGCAAGUCAGCCCAGAAUCUACGCAGACAGUACCUUAGUGAGAAAGAUAGGAGACAUACGCUAUCCUCGCAGGCACCUGCGACUUCAUUUGGUCAGAGACCAUUGACCACAGAGCAGAAGAGGGAGCUCUUCAUGGAGUAUUUAAAGGAGAAAUACCCGGACCAUUCGUCCACCAUUGAAGGAGCCAAGACACCAGAGAAGGAUCCACUUUCCUUCUCUAAUGGUUUCUACGAUGAUGAUGGAACAAUGUCCGAGAUGGAUACCCAAGCCACCGGGUUCCAGCGUGGGGGUAGAGUGAGGGCGAGUCUUCCAAUAUCCAGAAUUUCAAUCAACAAGUCCAAAGAAAAGCCACUUGGUUUGGUCUACCUCAACUAUAUGAAUGAAACCAAGCGAGCCUUGAUGCCUAAUGAGGUAACAGGAAUGGACACCGUCAAGGCACUCUUCGUGCGGGCGUUUCCCCGCAAGCUAGCCAUGCCGAUGUUGGACCUACCCCAGAGGAAGAUCUACAUUAGGGAUCCUGUCACUGAAAUAUUCUACGAGCUCGAAAAACUAGAUGAGGUAAAGGACAGAGCAAUCCUGAAAAUCUACGAGCCAGGUUUCGUCGAGGACGGCACGUUGAACAUCCACAACUCCACCUCCACGCCUCUCGACCUCAACGUCUACUCAGACUCUGAACUCCUCGACGUUGAGCUGCCAGAUUUCAGGGAGAGAAACUACAACACGGUGGGGUCCAAACCAGCUCGAGCCAGUCGGGAGCGGGUUGAACCGCACAAGAGGCCCAGUAGCACCACCCCUAUGGAGAUGGGUAACAGGAGGAUGUACACACAACAGGAGCGGUCCAGAAGCGGUAUACCUCAACGCUCCCCAUCUGCAGAACCUUUCCAACGAGGAGUUCCAGAACGCUCCACAGCCCCCGUGCGCUCCGCACCCCCAGGUCCCUACCAAAGAGGGAGCCCUCAACGCAUGAGCAGUAAGACGCUUCCUCGUUCACAAGACGGAAGGACAACCCCAACGAAUACGCCGAGGAGUAUGACCAUGCCACGCCAGGGCGAGAAGGGGCAGGUGUACAGACCGCACCCAGAGAAUGGAGGGAGACCCAUGGAGCAGCGCCUGUCUGGCGAACAGAGGAUACAGAACACUGUACAGACAACUACAAUGGCAGCAGGGCCAGGCCACGAAACACCACAACGCCAAUCAGAGCCAGGAAGACACCCUUCAGAACCAGGAAGACACCCAUCAAUGGAGCGUCGUCACGACCCCAACUACCCCCAGCAUCGCCCAGACUUCCAGCCACCCAGGAGCUCCACUCCCCAACAACAGCAACGGGGCGGGCGAACCCUAGAACGGGGCAUGGCUGGACCAAGAGGUCCCCCUCCACAGAGAACCCCGGAUCCAAGAGGUGGUGGACCUCCUAGAGAUGGACCUUAUAGGGAUAGGCCUGGUGAGAGUCCAAGGAGGCAGCCCCCUCCUCAGGGCGUUGGUAGCCCAGUCAAGGCUCCUCGAGGAGAGUUUAGGGCUGAUGGCCAGCCCUACCCACGGCAACCCCCUCCUGGGGAUAUGACGGGACGAUCCCCAAGCAGGAAUUCAGGGCAAGGAAUGAGACAGCCACCUCCGAUUCAUAUGCAGCAGCAGCAGGCAGGGUCUACCCGCUCCAUGGACAGAACCCUGGACAAACCCCGCGACAGAUCCAUGGAGAGACCCCGGGACAGACCCUAUGAGAACCGCCCCAUGGAGAGGCGUGAUAGAUCACAGGAGAGACCGCGCAGCAUGCCGCCGUCCCACACUACACCACUCAGGGGACAGGGCCCCCCUCCGGGUAGUCGAGAGAUGGAGGCGAGGGUCGUGAAGCAAGGACAUGGUUCUCCCAUUAAGGCAGGCGGUGGACCUGAGACAGAAACCUCGGUAAGAAUAUCUGCCAUGGAGCAGCAGAUUGCCAGCUUGGCUGGUAUGGUACGCUCCGCCCUGAAGCCUGGGGAACAGCCACCAGGCUCCCCACAACAUCAAGACAAUCACACAAGGGGACCUGUCCCAAAACACAGUCCUGAACGUAUGCCCCCUGCACAGGCCAUGAACCGUAGUAAGAAUGAACUGACUGGAGUGAACGAAGAGGUCAUCCGAGCCACUCAGAAUCAGCGGAACUAUGCCUCAGUAGACAGUCUCCGUGAUUCUACUGACAGCACCUCCGUUACACCACAGCCGAUGGCGGCACUGAAUGCCAGGGAGCUACGAGACACCACACUGCGUCUUAAACACUCCGUCAAGGACGUCAGAGAUCAACUCAAGCAGAUACGCAAACUUCAACUAAACAUGGUGCAGGAUAUGAAUGUAGCUUUCCGAGCUACCAAUCGCAAGGUGCAGUUGGCCUUAGAGGUGACACCAGCGGGUAAUGAGCACCCAGUACGCUCACUCCGCACCAGGACACAACAAGACUACGUCAGAUAUCAAAUCAAUCGGGACAACCUGGAUAAAGACAUACGGGACCUUGAGUCGUCCGUUGAAGAAAUGCGCGAUGAUGUCGUCAAUAAACACUGCCAUGUCAAUCUAGCUGAAGUGGAUGCGUUGGCUCAAAACAUCGGUAACAGCAGCAAGCACAUCGCACAACAAAGAGUUGCUUUCCCUGUGUUGGCUGACAAGAUGAAAGCUGUCAUGCAAGGAGAGAUGGAGGUUGUUGUCAAGGAGGAAAAUUUCAUCAAGGAUGAGCCAGGCAAGCUUGAUGACUACAUGAAGCGCUGUAAGAAAGUUACCGGCACCCUGUGCACACUGAAGAGACUUGCGUCAGUUCAAGAGCAUCGUACUCCAGUUGUGCCUGUCUUUGAGCAAACCUCGGAACCUGUCAACCGUGAGAGGUUGAUGGAAACCAUUCAAAGCAUCUCACCAAAUCACUCUGAACGUGUCAAGAACUUACAGGCUGCAGAUGCAUCCCGACAGCGCAAACAGCGCAGGACGGCUCAGGAGCUGCAUCGCUUCCAGAUGGAUCUCGGCAAGGGACGUCAGACCCUCAAAAAGACCCAGAAUGUCGACAGGAUCAACCAGAAGAGAAGAGCUGCUCUCCGGGAGCUCUUCAAGAGUGAAGAGCAUGAUGCUAUGACCCCGAUCCUGACCCCGGAGAAGAUGGCGAAACAACAGGCAACCGUAACGAAGAAGAAGCUUCCCCCUCCACCACCUCCGAAGAGGACCCACUUCUCCCAGCGAGUGGUCACAACCCACUCGCCAACCUCUCCUAGUACUCCAGGUGCAAUUUUGAGCCCGAGCCCAGCGGUUGUGGUCACCUCGCCAGCGGAGAGUGACAGGGCGCCGGCGAUCCCACCCAAGCCUGUCCUGUCGCCAUCCAACAACAGCCAACAGGUGGAGUCUAGUUCCGCACGUUCUACCCCUGAACUUAGUUUGUGCAUGAUUAGCUCAGUUAGUGUGAAUUCAGAGUGCCGUUCAAGUCCCAAACAGGUCCCUGCGUGUGCCAUGUCCCCCUCCGUAUCAAAGAGUGAACCCCUGCUUGCCGCCUCCAAGAAUGUUAAACCUAGCAUGAUUAAUUCUCAAAGAGAGGCCUUGACCUUGAAAGAGGUCAGGGGUUCAUCCGUAGGUCAAGCUGCCAUGCCAGUUCAUGGUACUAUCAUGACCUGUCAGAGCAGACCCAUGGGGUCGCCUGGAGGUCAGACGGGGUUUACCUCUCCCAAAAGUAGCGUGACCUCUCCACGCGGGGUUGUAACCCCCGAGGGUGGGGUCAUGCUCUCGCAUGGGGCAGUGAUGAUUGCUAAGAGUGGGUCCGCCACAUCUCCUGGUCUGGCGACUACCCCUCAGCGCCAAGCACCUGUUCGGCUUCUUAGUUCCAGUUCCCAAUCAAGCCCAAGUAAGACCAACUCUCCAACUUCGCCUCAAACUAAACUGUCCAGCAUCCCUGUUUUCAGGAAGCCCCAGAAUUCCCAGCCAUUGCCACAAUCUCCACAAAAAAACACAAACUGCAUUCCACAAAAAAACACAAUCGGCAUUCCAAAACCAGCUGGAUUCAGGCAACCUUCAAAGACUCAAACCUUACCCGCGCAAUUCCAUGCGCAACCAAUUAAGAGGCGAUCCAGCGUCCCGUCCAUCUAUGAUAUUACGCCCCCACCCAAACCUCCCAGGGGGCGUAUUGAUUCACCCGUUGAGCCAAUCGAUGUACCCCCCAAGUCCGCAUUCCGCCCCUUCCCCAUAUCAGGUUGGAUGGAGACGAGUUUAGAUGAUGUACCUCCAAGAAAAAAGUCCGGGAACAACAUUGACAGACAAAGGAGGCACACCGUCACACUUCCUCAGCAUCAGAAGCGAAAUGGAUGGGUACCGCCACCUGUUGCAGAGAAACCUUCUCCCGCCCUCUAUCAGAAGAGCCAGCCAGCCCCUCAGAAGAGCCAGCCAGCCCCUCAGACUAAACCUGUUACUUCGCCACAAAGAAUCUUAGUGGCAAGGACAUUGGAGACCACUGAAACAACUGUUACAACAGUCAAAAAAGGUGUCCUGAAUAAAUCUUCGUCUGGGUUAGACUGUCAGUCUGAAACAGAGAAAAACACAACAUUGCAUCGACAGAAUUCAGAUCCAGGUGCUCGCCCACAAAUAACCAUUGUUGACAAGAAAGGUGCACUGAAGAUCCAACAACUCAAGGAGCAGUACGCCAAGCUACGCAGACUCCAGGAAGAGCAGAAGAAGACCGAGGACGAUCAGACAUCAGAGACAAACCCAAGAGAGUCGACAAAGACUCCAGAACCUCAUGCCGAUAGCAAUGGAAAAGAAGACGCAUCAACUGACUCACCGUCCAAGACUCCAACGCCAACUGAAGUUGAGGUGGAUGUCUCCUACAGCCAAGGAGAAGCCUCCAAAGCAGAUGACCAAGAUGAGGUAUCGAGCUACACAAAGCAAACCGUAGUGUACAGAGUCGGCCCCAAACCCUACCAGUCUAAUUCCCUUGAACGUGGUGGAAACAUCGCCACGAGAGAAAUCAUUGCUGACAGCAUCCCCGUCACCAAUGGUAUGGUCCACCAGCCAGUCUUCUCCCAGCUCAAAUUGCAUGAGAUGGCUCCCCGGAACUUUGCAACCAAGGCCAAGGCGGGGGUGGUGACUUCCCCUCAGCCUGUGAAUGAGAACAGCACGGAGGAAAAAUCCAACUUAAACAAGAACACAGUCCAUCCCAAUGGAAACCAUAAUACAGUCGCCAAUGGGAAAAACAACACAACUAUCGAUCAUGCAAAAACAGACAGCCCCAAACAAGUGAUAACCAAUGGAGGUGGUAAGAAACCAGUUAAUAAUGGCAACAACAAGAGCCCAGGGGGACCAGAGAAAGAGGUUGUGACGACAACUGAGAAGGAGGUUGUCCAGAAAUUAAACGCUGUGAACGGAAAACACAACGGAAAGCCAGAGUUGAAGACUGUCUACACUAAAAAGCUUGAAGAGACUUUUAUCUUCUAGAAGUCUUCUAUUCAAAAGCUUACACUUUGUGGCGAUUGCAUGGUUCCCUGUCUACACAAUGGGAUUUAUACAUCUAAAUCUCAUCUCACUGAUAGGAAUCAGACUCAUGUUCUUUUGUUUCUUGCUGGCACUGGACACUUUUGGUAAUUGUCAGAGACCAGUAUUCCCACUUGGUGUAUCCCAACAUAUGCAUAAAACAACAACCUGUUAAAAUGUCGACUCAAUUUGUCCUUAAAGUUGCAAGAGAAUGAAGGGGAAAAAACCUCACUUGUUGCUCAAACAGCUCUCCAUUUCUCGUUACCAAGUAAGUUUUCUUGCUAACAGUUAUUUUGAGUAAUUACCAGUAAUGUCUGGUACCUUUAAUGCAAAUUAUAGACCUUUCUUUUGUGGAUGACACUGUCAACCUGCAGUUGGCAAAAGUGAGGGCUGCCAGCCUUCACUGCAAACAAUAUAAUGUACAAUCUACGAACAAUCUAUCUCCAGGCCCUAAAAGCUGUUUUUAAGAGAAUUCUUAAUCCAUAUAUCCAACUCUUUAAAUUUCAUUAAAUUACUCUCUGAAAUUUGUAAACUCCCUGUCAAAGUUUUGAACAGGACUCUUAAAGGUUUUCAUAUUUUAAGGUAACCCUAACUUCUAAAUGAAAACAAUCAAUAGAACCUAUGCAAGAUGAAUAUGUAAUGUUAUUAUAUACAAAAAUAAGCACUGAUUCUGAUAGUUAAUUUCAUUCAAACUUUGCCUUGUUUACCAUUGUUUUCUCCCUAAAAGUUGUAAAUCCUUUUUUUUUAAUCAAAACUAUUCUUAUAUAGUUCUUAAUUUGUUCACAGACAUGAUGAACAAAUUAUGUAAAUUAUGUACAUAGCUGCAUGAAUAUUCAAAUUGAAUAACCUGUUAUGCAAACACUGUCUGUCUGUAAUAACUUGAUAUCUUUAACUAUUUCAAAACUAUAACUUAUAACUGUCCAAGUGUUUAAUAUUGACAAGUGAAGUAUUGGAAUCAACUAAAACUGUAAGGCCGAGUGAGCGGCUAAGGCUACGGCUAGACUUCUGCAUCGUCAUGCAUUUAAGUUUAGGACGUCCUUAGCAACAGCUGUAGCCGUAGCUGUAGAUAAAAAUUCGGAUACGACUAAGCUCGAGUCCAUGAUUGUUUUAAUGGCCCCAAGGCUGUGUCAGAAGUGUCGGCUAUGGCUUUGGCUGUUGCUAAGGGUGUUACUAAGGCAGCCUAUCAUUCAACACAUGCUAACUUGGUGAUCUAGUCGAAGUCACUAAUUCAGAAAUAAGUUGCUCCAAAUUGUCUUGAGGGGAGUUGAGCAGCUAUGAAAGGAGAGUGCAGGUCAAAAUUUUGAAUAAAAAUAAUCUGAUCUAUAGAGCUUAUUCUUCUCUCCAUAAUUGGAACAGCAGAAAGGGGGGAACACUAUUUUUCUACAGAAAAUAAUGCAUAAUUUAUAGAACUCGUUAACCCUGACACAUCAAAGUUUGUAUUUUGAACGUUCGGUUGAGGGGAACGCCAAUUAGAAAAGCCGAAUUCAAUAUUUCCUCUAACACAAAACUAAUUUGCGUAGCAGUUUAUGGCAAAAUGAAAAGUUAUAAGUGUACAUUAUUUGGGCAGAAGAUGCUUUUAAUUAGCAAUACCUUCAUAUAUUUAUUGCUGGCUGUUGGCCUAAGAUAUAUUUUAUACAAACCUUUAAAAAAAAGGAAAACUUGAAUACUGGUAAUUCUUGGUGAGUUUUAAUUGUCGUUUAAUUUGUACAUAGAUAUUAAAGUGUGUGUAAGUUAAUGGUGAUAGAAAUUUAAGUAUCUGACUGAUUACUGGUAAGUGUUGAGUAGAAAUUGUGUGUAUCGAUUUCGCUUCAGUAGUUUGGUUGAAAAUGGCGUUUUCGGCUUGACCCUUGCAGCUUUCGAUCAUAGAUGAUGGUGGCUUUUAUUACUUUGGGGUAAAUUAAGACGAGGCUUAAUUUGUUAUUUUGUUUACGGAAAAAUAAGAUGAGAAUAUAUCAAGCUUUGCUCAUUUUGUGGUCGGCAUUUUUUUUUCUCUGAGCAAAAGUGGGUUGAAAGGCUCAAGACAAUCACACUAUUUUAACAGCGCCCUCUGUUGAGCUGUAGUUACCUAGUGACAGCUUUUACACAUUGAAUUCAUCAUUAUUGUCGAUUUUUGUUUUCACAGAUCACAUUUUUUGUACAAUACAGUCUACAACAACUUCUUUACAUGAGGAAACAUCCAGUUUUAUACUCCUUUAAGUAUAAGCUACAGAUGAAGUGCGCCCUGAUUGUAAAAAGUGAAAUUAUGUAUACAUUUACUCAGUUUGAUCCCUAAUAAUAAAUUGUGAUUAGUAGUAAGUUUUCCAAAGCCUGGUGGCGGUAGCAAUAAUUGUACGUAAUGCUGAAUGAAAACAAUAUUUUUUAAGUGGACACAUUGUGUUGAUGUUUUCUGAUUGAUUUUGGUGCCUUGUAUAUUGCAAAGUAUUUGUGAAAUUUAAACCACAAUAGUUGAUAAAGUUUCAGGUUGUGGUUUUCUGAUUAUAUCUACUUUUUAAACAAGUUUAAAAACGAAUUUCGUUCAGAACCUUAAACUUUAAAAAACAAAGAUCAGUACAAAUGAAGUAAAGCUAAUUGUCAUGACUUGUUUGCUCUACUCAACUUCUACCACCAUUUUAAGCCCCUUGUGGUUUUGAUUUUAAAUAAUAAUGGUAAAGCGUAGCCCAGGUGUUCAUCAAAAUUCUAGCCCAAGUGCUUAUCAAAGCCUUCCCCCAAGUGUUUAUCAAAGGCUAAGCCCAAGUGCUUAUCAAAGCCUAGCCAAGUGUUUAUCAACGCCUAGCCAAAGGGCUUAUCAACAAAGCCUAUCCAAGUGCUUAUCAAAGUCUAUCCCAAGUGUUUAUCAAAGCCUAGCCAAGUGAUUAUCAAAGCCUUGUCCAAGUGUUUAUCAAAGGCUAAGCCUAAGUGCUUAUCAAAACCUAGCCAAGUGCUUAUCAAAGCCUAGCCAAAUGCUUAUUAAAGCCUAGCCAAGUGCUUAUCGAAGCCUAGUCCAAGUGUUUAACAAAGGCUAAUCCCAAGUGUUUCUCAAAGCCAAGCACAAGUGUUUCUCAGAGUCAAACCCAAUUGGUUUAAUUUGACUUGCCUCGUUCUAAUAAAUAAUUCUUGAAUCCAAAUCCAUUUUUAUUCAAUAGUGACUUAUCUCCACAGAACAUAUGGAUACCUUUUAAUUAUAAAGGGUUUGACCACCAAGUUUGAUGCAAACAAUGGUAUAUAAACUAUUGCCAUUUUCAUUUCAUUGUGCCUUCAAAGUUUUAGCAAACAAAUAAACACAACAAUCUUCCAAACUUGCGAUACCUCUUUAUUGAAACACAUUUAUGGCUACCUGAAAAAGCUGAAAUUCUGUACAUAGUAUAAAUAAGGCAAUGUUGAAUUUUUGUAUAGAUAAAAGUCUGAGCAGACAGCAGUGUUUUAGUUUUCUAAAUGAUUGAUAACUGAUUGAUAACUGAUUGUAGAGAUUAAAUGUUUUCAGCUGACCUCCA